AUGACCGGCCCCAAGCGGUUCAGUCUCCGGGUGUUGCUGCAGCUGUUCGCAAUCACGAUCUCCAUCUUCGUCCUCGCGGUGCUCUUCUGGAAGCUCGGGAGAUUCUUCCGCCGCUUCACCCAGGCCAAAGUUACCCAGUAUGGCAACGCGACCACUGCUCGUUACGCCCGGACCUGGUACGGUUGGGUACCAGUGGAGGGACAUGCUGGACUCAAGAAGCUCUUCCGAACCUGUUUCGACAAGUUCUGCAGGUGGACGGCGUGGCGAUCGUCGAACCAGGACUACAGCUGGGUGUGGUGGGAUCCGGGGCAGAGGGAUCUGAACAAAUACCGAGAGACGAGGCGGCCGUUGCGAUGGUUGCCUCGUUGGAUCAGGAGUUAUAGCUUCACUGCUGCCGAUACUAUCUGGAAUCCUAGGCCCGCUGACCAUGCUGGUGUCAUUGCUGCGCCGAGCAGUAGUCACCGGAGGCUUGAGUGGCUCUCCAACCAGCUCAUCCCCGGACGCAGACCGUACCAUUUUGCCUUGCUUGCCAAUCACUGGCUGAAUCCAGAGACAUGGAUUGUCAUUGACCCUCCUACUCGAAUCUCUAUUGAUGCUAGGCGCCGACUGGGAGAUCCAAGAUUCAAUGACCCAUACCCAGCCCCUGACUGGACCCCGAAGCCGAAAUACCCCAAGCUGCAACGCAGAACCGCCAAUGUCCCGAAAAUCAAUUCCUGGAGAGCAGCUGUAAAUCGGAACAGACGAGCGGGCGGCCUGGACGAUGUCAUCAAAGGUGUUGAGCUAUUUGAGGGUUCAGACGACGCACCCCCGGAUGGCAAGGUUGACCCUGCAUGCUGGAUCCUUCGUAAACCACCUAAAGGGUUCAGCAUGUCCUCUCGCCAGGGGGCCGUUUUCUAUGAAGGAGGAGCAGGCUGGCAAGAGACGCUAGAUGACUGGCAAAAGGUUCGCCGUGGCUAUCGAAUCCGGAAGGCGAUCCACGAAGGAAGGGCAAAUCGGAGACGAGCAAAAGAGAUUGCGCUUGGUAUUACGAGAUAUUAUCGACUGGGCAUCUCCAAAAUCUCCUGA
Messenger RNA from Aspergillus aculeatus ATCC 16872, 1065 nucleotides. RefSeq lists its product as uncharacterized. Bases 1 to 1065 code for a protein of 354 amino acids. The record is from RefSeq and is a predicted model, not a curated record. Lineage: Eukaryota; Fungi; Ascomycota; Eurotiomycetes; Eurotiales; Aspergillaceae. The transcript has 2 exons.